Molecule: messenger RNA, 2074 nt
Organism: Thalassophryne amazonica
Lineage: Eukaryota; Metazoa; Chordata; Actinopteri; Batrachoidiformes; Batrachoididae
Exons: 1
Coding region: 377-2074 (565 amino acids)
Source: RefSeq, a predicted model, not a curated record
UGGUACUAUUUUGCAAAAUUAAAGAUUGUGGUGUAUUACCCCCUUAAAAAUAUGGGGACAGAUCUUCUGAACAUGAAAGUAUUAAGUUGUGACAAAUUUAUCCAACCUAACCCCCAUGUACAUACCUUGUGAAUGUGAGUACCCUCAAAAAAUGCCAAAAAUAUGAUUUUUAUCCUUUUUGCGGAUAUAUUCAGUACAGAAAACUGUUGAAAAGUGUGGUUAUAACUUUAAAUAUAAGUUGUAUGCACAGAUUCAUUUUCAUUUUCAGCACAAUUUGCAGAAUUGAAACCCAGGCAUAAACAGUAAUAAUAGUUUAUCAAUAAUAUCAUUUCCCUAUUUCAGAUCUUGAACAUUUCAACUUGUCGCAAGUGAAAAAAUGGCUUCUAGUAGUAGUAGUAGUAGUAGUACACCCUUUACAAGAUCACAGGCCAAAAAGACACUUUGUGGUGUGGACUACAUAGAGAAGGCAGAGUUUCCAAGUGGAAUGCUUCCAACAGGCAAGGACAUCAUACAGAACAUGCUGUAUCUUUUGCGGCCAAAGCGGGCCGGCCAGGCCCAACGAUCAAGGGAUGCAGCAGCUCAGCUGCUUGCUGAACUGGUCCAGGAACACUGGCUGUUUUGCAACCUGUACACCAUCCACACCAGGCACAUAAAGAAGCACAUUUUGAAGCUGUAUGGUGACUUUCUGACUCUGGUUCAGACACGAAAACAGCGACAAAAUGAUAGUUUCUCCAAAAGAGCAGAGACAUUCAACAGUCGAACACUGGAGGUGUUUGACAUCUUCUGUCAGGACCCUGUAAUACGCAGGAAACUGGAGCUGAAGCAUGGUGUAAAGAUGAGUGACAUGGAGUGGAACUUUCUCAGUGAUCAGAGAGCUGAAAGGAAAAUGUACUGUGAAGACUUUGUUGACCGCAAAUGGAUGAAGACAAUGGAGCGCAGGCAAAAGGAGAUGCAAGCCAUUGAUCAAAUGAGAGAAGCUGAAAAAGAAAAGGAGCUGAGCCAGCCAGUUGCCUAUUUUGAGGACAGUGACCAGUCAGAGGAAGGUGACCACAGUAUGGACACAGAUGCGGCCUUCUCAUCCUGUGAUGAAUGCUCCAGUGCAGCUGAGACUGAGGAGACUCAGAGUCAGACAAAGAAGCGCAGGUUGUCUUCCACAGUCACUCUCACUCAACCAGGAGACGAACUGCCUCUAAAAUACCAGCACAUCCGUGAGAGCAUAAGAAAAGUUAGGCCAGAGUUUUAUGAGACUAUUGAUAAACUGAAGAGCUGUUAUCACAUGUCCGAAGCCCAGGCUGAAGCAUCUGUCAUAACGGUCGGUAACCGGAUGUUUGGACGAAACUGGAAGCCACAUGAUGAGCCAGAAGUAAUUGAUCUAGACACUCUGCCAGAAUCCAAGAGUAUCAGGGAAGCCUGCAAGAGCAUCGAAGUUCUGGCACUAGAUGAGAUUGUCAAGGAGAUCAUGAACUCUGAUGAACAAGUUGUGGUGACCUACUCUGAUGAUGGCUCAAAAAAACAGGGUGCUGGGUCAUUUUCUGUGCAGGGAAUCAUGAUCAAUGGAACAUACAGGGCACUACCCACCAUGAGCAUUGCUUCGGAGUCCAGGAAAAACUUAGCAGCUCUCAAAUUGGCAGUCCUUGAGAUUCUGGAGGCAGCAAGUGGUGUCCCAUCCAAAAGUCUGUUCGAGAAAAUUGACUUUGUGAUAACAGAUCAGACAGCACACAAUAUCCAUGUGGACGAGCUGGUAGCAGAGAGUCUAGAAUCCGAGCACAUCCCAGACCACCUUUUCUGCAAUGUACAUCCAACUCUGAUGUUCAACCUCAUCACCAAGCAGUGGGCUGAAAUAGAGAACACACUGGGUAGAGACAAGAUCUACUCGAACUUCCUUGUCAAUGCAACAACAACAGCAACUAGUGUCACUGAACAAGCUCUUGACUGCAUGACACGACUUGUCAAUCACGACUUUGACCUCUUUCGCCUCAUGAAGGACCACAAGAAGCUGCCCAUGAACACAUAUGCAGUGAAUCUGAAACUGUACCUCAAAAAUUACCUCAAAUGCAGAUGUGACUUUGGAUGA